AUGCUUCUGGGCUUGCCAUGCACCGCGAUCCAAGAGGUAUGCAACUUGUUAGUGACGGGAAGGGCCUCAGGAAAGGCUCAUUUAAAAUUAAAACUGCGGUCAAGACAAGAGACUUUCGGCUUUUCUUUUUCGAAUGAAGCCCGGGAUUGAACCCGAGUUAAUCCCCAAUUUGGAUCAGAAUGGCGUCGUUAACAAAAAGAUAUCUGUAUAUCACUGGGAUGCGGUAGGCUCUUACUGAUGGCAGUAGGUUGAGAUGCAUUAAAUCUAGAAGAAUGAGGUCCAGUUUCAGUUAAGACAACUUCGAAACCCAAGAAAUAGGAGUAAGAAAAGAUGAGCAAACAAAUAAACCUUAGUAAGAAUGCCACCUUUCGGUUUUCAUUCUUUCAAAUACCAAAUUGGUGGUGACAUACGCCUGCCGUCUAAUAUUUCCCUAAUAAAUAUUUGAGGAGUAAAGGCGGCCCAACUCUUUUUUCCUUUUACAACUUUGUUCAACUUGUAGAUGCCCACGGUACUCCUCAACCUCAUACUUCCUGGACCCAAAACCUAUUCUGGAGAGUUCCUAGAAGCCAAGGUAUGUUUAGAUUCAGCAGACCUGUGCACCACGAUAAAGGAAUUCUACGUAGAACUAAGAGGAAAAGGCCGAACUGGAUGGGUCAAUGUUCACACUGACAAGAUAUACGAAACAGAAAAGGUAACAUAGCUCGCAGAGUAAUGUAAACUGUAUUAAGGACUAUCUGAACGCCACGGUACCUCUAUGCCCUCCGGGAAUGCAACUGAAACCUGGUCGUCAUCAAUUCCCAUUCAGAGUACGUGUACCACCAAGUGCUCCAAGUUCAUAUGAAAGUCAGUUUGGAGUGAUCAGGUAUACAUGUAGAGUGGUGCUGAUGACCAAUUCAGAACAAGUAAGUAAUGCUACCUUCUACAUGACACUUUAUAGUCGACGGCAGUGGAAGUGUUCCCCUUCGUUGUCGUAUCUACUUCGUAUUUCGAUGAAAUUCCCAGUGCUGUGAUGCAACCAAUCGACUAUAAGGACGAAGUCGACUUCACAGUAUGCACUCUGCCAUUCGGUACGGUAUACAUUAGAGUCAGCCUCCCUAAAACUGGGUAUCAAUUAGGAGAAGUAAGUACUACAAUAUAGAUAACAUGUCACUCUUUACCUAGGAAGUCCGACCGACCAUUCAAAUCAAAAAUGCGACCAGAAAGACGGUCAAAGACUGCAGUGUUCAACUAGUCCUCAAAGCGCAAUUCGUGGCCAUAAGCAGAUACGAACAUGUGAAUGACUGUAAGCUGGUGGAACAACAACUAGACAGUAUACCUAUUGGCCGGAUAAAAGGAAGAUCAGAAGAAGUAUGUUACAGGACUUAAAUUAGAAUAACAAAUUAUGUUGUAGUAUCCAAACUAACAGAUUAAUAUUUAAAUUAUACCAAAUUACUUGAUUUAAGAAGAAAUCACAGAUAACAAACCUUUUCAGAACUUCAAAUCUCUCAAAUUAACGAUCCCCGACUACGCCGUUCCCAGCGUUCCCCCAGAUCAAUCCGAAAUGGAACAUAGUAUAAUAUCACUCUCUUAUGUACUUCAACUAACAGCGCAACCAAAAAUAGAAAUGGAGAUUCCGCUGGUGGUAACAUCACUCGGAUAUCGCAAUCAAAGGAUGGUAUCCUCUGUUAUCAGCAGGUCCAUUCCAUACAGCGACUCGAAUUCAACGACAGAAUAUUUAUAA
Messenger RNA from Bursaphelenchus okinawaensis, 1720 nucleotides. The record is from the annotation of a GenBank genome assembly. Lineage: Eukaryota; Metazoa; Nematoda; Chromadorea; Rhabditida; Aphelenchoididae.